Sapajus apella (tufted capuchin) is the source of this 6428-nucleotide messenger RNA. It is a transcript of the gene KIF1B, whose product is annotated as kinesin family member 1B. The record is from RefSeq and is a predicted model, not a curated record. The transcript is spliced from 51 exons. Gene Ontology annotation, molecular function: microtubule binding; microtubule motor activity; ATP binding. Bases 400 to 5919 code for a protein of 1839 amino acids. Gene Ontology annotation, biological process: microtubule-based movement. NCBI's taxonomy places the organism in Eukaryota, Metazoa, Chordata, Mammalia, Primates, Cebidae.
UUCGCGAGGACCGACGCGGGGCAGUCUGACGGCAGCCCUCCUGGGAGGUGCCCGCGCGCGUCGGAGCCGCUCCCAGUCCUCCGCAGCAGUCACCGCCGGCCGUCGCCGCGCCCCGGCCUCCAGCCCUCGCGCUCUCCCGCCCGCCGCCCACCUCCCGCCUCGAUGCGGAGCCGGGCUGCUGCGUGAUGGGGCUGCGGAGCGGCGCCCUGCGGCUCGCGGCGGCCGCUGCUCGCGCUGAGGUGCGAAGGUGCCCGGCCCCACGCGCCCCCGCGCGCCGCGGCUCCUGUUGACCCGGUCUGCCCGUCGGUCCGCACCGCGGCUGAGGAAACUUGGAUAUAACUUCAAAAGAAGAUUUGAUUCUUUAUUUCUGGACUGCAUACAUAUAACAAGGCCAUUAAAAUGUCGGGAGCCUCAGUGAAGGUGGCUGUCCGGGUAAGGCCCUUCAAUUCUCGAGAGACCAGCAAGGAAUCCAAAUGCAUCAUUCAGAUGCAAGGCAACUCGACCAGUAUUAUUAACCCAAAGAAUCCAAAGGAAGCUCCAAAGUCCUUCAGCUUCGACUAUUCCUACUGGUCUCAUACCUCACCUGAAGAUCCCUGCUUUGCAUCUCAAAACCGUGUGUACAAUGACAUUGGAAAGGAAAUGCUCUUACAUGCCUUUGAGGGAUAUAAUGUUUGUAUUUUUGCCUAUGGGCAGACUGGUGCUGGAAAAUCUUAUACAAUGAUGGGUAAACAAGAAGAAAGCCAGGCUGGCAUCAUUCCACAGUUAUGUGAAGAACUAUUUGAAAAAAUUAAUGACAACUGUAAUGAAGAAAUGUCUUACUCUGUAGAGGUGAGCUACAUGGAAAUUUACUGUGAAAGAGUACGAGAUUUGCUGAAUCCAAAAAACAAGGGUAAUUUGCGUGUGCGUGAACACCCACUUCUUGGGCCCUAUGUGGAGGAUCUGUCCAAGUUGGCAGUUACUUCCUACACAGACAUUGCUGACCUCAUGGAUGCUGGGAACAAAGCCAGGACAGUGGCAGCUACGAACAUGAAUGAAACAAGUAGCCGUUCCCACGCUGUGUUUACGAUCGUUUUCACCCAGAAGAAACAUGAUAAUGAGACCAACCUUUCCACUGAGAAGGUCAGUAAAAUAAGCUUGGUGGAUCUAGCAGGAAGUGAACGAGCUGAUUCAACUGGUGCCAAAGGAACUCGAUUAAAGGAAGGAGCAAAUAUUAAUAAGUCUCUUACAACUUUGGGCAAAGUUAUUUCAGCCUUGGCCGAGGUGGAUAACUGCACUAGCAAGAGUAAAAAGAAGAAGAAAACGGAUUUUAUUCCCUACAGGGAUUCUGUACUUACUUGGCUCCUUCGAGAAAAUCUAGGUGGCAAUUCUCGUACUGCAAUGGUUGCUGCUCUGAGCCCUGCAGAUAUCAACUACGAUGAGACUUUGAGCACUCUGAGAUAUGCAGAUCGUGCAAAACAAAUUAAAUGUAAUGCUGUUAUCAAUGAGGACCCCAAUGCCAAACUAGUUCGUGAAUUAAAGGAGGAGGUGACACGGCUGAAGGACCUUCUUCGUGCUCAGGGCCUGGGAGAUAUUAUUGAUAUUGAUCCAUUGAUCGAUGAUUACUCUGGAAGUGGAAGCAAAUAUCUGAAAGAUUUUCAGAACAAUAAGCAUAGGUACUUGCUAGCCUCUGAGAAUCAACGCCCUGGCCAUUUUUCCACAGCAUCCAUGGGGUCCCUCACUUCAUCCCCAUCUUCCUGCUCACUCAGUAGUCAGGUGGGCUUGACGUCUGUGACCAGUAUUCAAGAGAGGAUCAUGUCUACACCUGGAGGAGAGGAAGCUAUUGAACGUCUAAAGGAAUCAGAGAAAAUCAUUGCUGAGUUGAAUGAAACCUGGGAAGAGAAGCUUCGUAAAACAGAGGCCAUCAGAAUGGAGAGAGAGGCUUUGUUGGCUGAGAUGGGAGUUGCCAUUCGGGAAGAUGGAGGAACACUAGGGGUUUUCUCACCUAAAAAGACCCCACAUCUUGUUAACCUCAAUGAAGACCCACUAAUGUCUGAGUGCCUGCUUUAUUACAUCAAAGAUGGAAUUACAAGGGUUGGCCAGGCAGAUGCUGAGCGGCGCCAGGACAUAGUGCUAAGCGGAGCUCACAUUAAAGAAGAGCAUUGUAUCUUCCGGAGUGAGAGAAGCAACAGCGGUGAAGUUAUCGUGACCCUAGAGCCCUGUGAGCGUUCAGAAACCUACGUAAAUGGCAAGAGAGUGUCCCAGCCUGUUCAGCUGCGCUCAGGAAACCGUAUCAUCAUGGGUAAAAACCAUGUUUUCCGUUUUAACCACCCGGAACAAGCACGAGCUGAACGAGAGAAGACUCCUUCUGCUGAGACCCCCUCUGAGCCUGUGGACUGGACAUUUGCCCAGAGAGAGCUUCUGGAAAAACAAGGAAUUGAUAUGAAACAAGAGAUGGAGAAAAGGCUACAGGAAAUGGAGAUCUUAUACAAAAAGGAGAAGGAAGAAGCAGAUCUUCUUUUGGAGCAGCAGAGACUGGACUAUGAGAGUAAAUUGCAGGCCUUGCAGAAGCAGGUUGAAACCCGAUCCCUAGCGGCAGAAACAACUGAAGAGGAGGAAGAGGAGGAGGAAGAAGUUUCUUGGACACAGCAUGAAUUUGAGUUGGCUCAAUGGGCCUUCCGGAAAUGGAAGUCUCACCAGUUUACUUCAUUACGGGACUUACUCUGGGGCAAUGCUGUGUACCUAAAGGAGGCCAAUGCCAUCAGCGUGGAACUGAAAAAGAAGGUGCAGUUUCAGUUUGUUCUGCUGACUGACACACUGUACUCCCCUUUGCCUCCUGAAUUACUUCCUACUGAGAUGGAAAAAACUCAUGAGGACAGGCCUUUCCCUCGCACAGUGGUAGCAGUAGAAGUUCAGGAUUUGAAGAAUGGAGCAACACACUAUUGGUCUUUGGAGAAACUCAAGCAGAGGCUGGAUUUGAUGCGAGAGAUGUAUGAUAGGGCAGGGGAGAUGGCCUCCGGUGCCCAAGACGAAAGCGAGACCACUGUGACUGGCAGCGAUCCCUUCUAUGAUCGGUUCCACUGGUUCAAACUUGUGGGGAGCUCCCCCAUUUUCCACGGCUGUGUGAAUGAGCGCCUUGCCGACCGCACACCCUCCCCCACUUUUUCCACGGCCGAUUCCGACAUCACUGAGCUGGCUGACGAGCAGCAAGAUGAGAUGGAGGAUUUUGAUGAUGAGGCAUUCGUGGAUGACGCCGGCUCUGACGCAGGGACGGAGGAGGGAUCAGAUCUCUUCAGUGAUGGGCAUGACCCGUUUUACGACCGAUCCCCUUGGUUCAUUUUAGUGGGAAGGGCAUUUGUUUACCUGAGCAAUCUGCUGUAUCCCGUGCCCCUGAUCCACAGGGUGGCCAUUGUCAGUGAGAAGGGUGAAGUGCGCGGAUUUCUGCGUGUGGCUGUACAGGCCAUCGCAGCGGAUGAAGAAGCUCCUGAUUAUGGUUCUGGAAUUCGACAGUCAGGAACAGCUAAAAUAUCUUUUGAUAAUGAAUACUUUAAUCAGAGUGACUUUUCAUCUGUUGCAAUGACUCGUUCUGGUCUAUCCUUGGAGGAGUUGAGGAUUGUGGAAGGACAGGGUCAGAGUUCUGAGGUUAUCAGUCCUCCAGAAGAAGUCAAUCGAAUGAAUGACCUGGAUUUGAAGUCAAGCACUUUGCUGGAUGGUAAGAUGGUAAUGGAAGGGUUUUCUGAAGAGAUUGGCAACCACCUGAAACUGGGCAGUGCCUUCACUUUCCGAGUAACAGUGUUGCAGGCCAGUGGAAUUCUCCCAGAGUAUGCAGAUAUCUUCUGUCAGUUCAACUUUUUGCAUCGCCAUGAUGAAGCAUUCUCCACAGAGCCCCUCAAAAACAAUGGCAGAGGAAGUCCCCUGGGCUUCUAUCAUGUGCAAAAUAUCGCAGUGGAGGUCACUGAAUCAUUUGUGGAUUAUAUCAAAACCAAGCCUAUUGUAUUUGAAGUCUUUGGGCAUUAUCAGCAGCACCCACUUCAUCUGCAAGGACAGGAGCUUAACAGUCCGCCUCAGCCGUGCCGCCGAUUCUUUCCUCCACCCAUGCCGCUGUCUAAGCCAGUUCCCAGCUGCCAGAGUGAGAGGGUACCCAAACGAGAUGUUCCAGCCACCAAGUUAAACACCAUGAGCAAAACCAGCCUUGGCCAGAGCAUGAGCAAGUAUGACCUCCUGGUUUGGUUUGAGAUCAGUGAACUGGAGUCUACAGGAGAGUAUAUCCCAGCCGUGGUUGACCAUACAGCAGGCUUGCCCUGCCAGGGGACAUUUUUGCUUCAUCAGGGCAUUCAGCGAAGGAUCACAGUGACCAUUAUCCAUGAGAAGGGGAGUGAGCUCCAUUGGAAAGAUGUUCGUGAACUGGUGGUAGGUCGUAUUAGGAAUAAGCCUGAGGUGGAUGAAGCUGCAGUUGAUGCCAUUCUUUCUCUAAAUAUUAUUUCUGCCAAGUACCUGAAGUCUUCCCACAACUCUAGCAGGCUCUUUCUUGAUAAGGAUAUUCCUAGGACCUUCUACCGCUUUGAGGCUGUGUGGGACAGCUCUCUGCAUAACUCCCUUCUUCUGAACCGAGUGACUCCCUAUGGAGAAAAGAUCUACAUGACCUUGUCGGCCUACCUAGAGCUGGAUCAUUGUAUCCAGCCAGCUGUCAUCACCAAGGAUGUGUGCAUGGUCUUCUAUUCCCGAGAUGCCAAGAUCUCACCACCCCGUUCUCUGCGUAGCCUCUUUGGCAGUGGCUACUCAAAGUCACCAGACUCGAAUCGAGUCACUGGCAUUUACGAACUCAGCUUAUGCAAAAUGGCAGACACAGGUAGUCCAGGCAUGCAGAGAAGGAGAAGAAAAGUCUUAGAUACAUCAGUGGCAUAUGUGCGGGGAGAAGAGAACUUAGCAGGCUGGCGGCCCCGUGGGGACAGCCUUAUCCUUGAGCACCAGUGGGAGCUGGAGAAGCUGGAGCUCCUACAUGAGGUGGAAAAAACCCGCCACUUCUUGCUGCUACGUGAGAGACUUGGUGACAGCAUCCCUAAAUCCCUGAGCGACUCGUUAUCCCCCAGCCUCAGCAGUGGAACCCUCAGCACCUCCACCAGCAUCUCCUCUCAGAUCUCAACCACCACCUUUGAAAGUGCCAUCACACCCAGUGAGAGCAGUGGCUAUGAUUCAGCAGACAUCGAAAGCCUGGUGGACCGAGAGAAAGAGCUGGCUACCAAGUGCCUGCAACUUCUCACCCACACUUUCAACAGAGAAUUCAGCCAGGUGCACAGUAGCAUCAGUGACUGUAAGUUGUCUGAUAUCUCUCCAAUUGGACGGGAUCCCUCUGAGUCCAGUUUCAGCAGUGCCACCCUUACCCCCUCCUCCACCUGCCCCUCUCUGGUAGACACUAGAAGCAACUCUCUGGAUCAGAAGACCCCAGAAGCCAAUUCACGGGCCUCUAGUCCCUGUCCAGAAUUUGAACAGUUUCAGAUUGUCCCAGCUGUGGAAACGCCCUAUUUGGCCCGAGCAGGAAAGAAUGAAUUUCUCAAUCUUGUUCCAGAUAUUGAAGAAAUUAGACCAGGCUCAGUGGUCUCUAAGAAAGGAUACCUGCAUUUCAAGGAGCCACUUUACAGUAACUGGGCUAAACAUUUCGUCAUCGUCCGUCGCCCUUAUGUCUUCAUCUAUAACAGUGACAAAGACCCUGUGGAGCGUGGAAUCAUUAACCUGUCCACAGCACAAGUGGAGUACAGCGAGGACCAGCAGGCCAUGGUGAAGACACCAAACACCUUUGCUGUCUGCACAAAGCACCGUGGGGUCCUUUUGCAAGCCCUCAAUGACAAAGACAUGAACGACUGGUUGUAUGCCUUCAACCCACUUCUCGCUGGCACAAUACGGUCAAAACUUUCCCGCAGAUGCCCGAGCCAGCCGAAAUACUGACUCUUCCGAGUGCCCUCACUCGCCUUCGAGAGAUAAAGAAAGCGUUACCUCUCAUUUCUCUUUGUGAUUCUUGAUGGUGACUCUUGUAUGUAAUCCUGUGGCUUAACUACUUUUUCCCUCCUUGUCCAGAACUUUUCUAGCUCUCCUGUUCCCCAUCUCCAUUGCUCUGUACUCUUAUUUUUCCCGUGCUGAGAAUCUUGUUAGUAGCAUGUGGCCUAACAAAAGGAAAAAAAUGUUUUUUAAAACACACACACAAACAUACAUAAAACCCUGAGGGGAUCUGCUGAAUCUCCAAAUUAUUGUGGGUGUACUUUGGCUUCCUUUUGUAUGAUAGGUCCCCAUCAUGACCACCUCUGAUGUCUGUGCUGCCGUCACCAGACACCUUUGUCUGUUUUUCAAGACAACAUAAUACUUUAUUUUUUUUCUCUAUUUGUGAUAUCACUUUAAUUUUUCUUGGGUGGCUUAGAGACUAAGGGAGGAGACAUCUGGCCUUUUUAGAACCUGAGAGG